AUGGUCGAGGUUAUCUGGCCGCUCUCUGUUCCGCCACGCUGUACUGCCGCCUCUGCUGGCCGUGGUGUUCUCCCUCUACGAACCUUUAUUCAGGAGACAUUGCGACGGUCUCGCACGAGCUACUCGACGCUCCAGGUCGCGCUCUACUAUUUGGUCCUCAUCAAGGCUCACGUGCCGAAACAUGACUUCACCAUGGAGCAGCCAGAGGAUACGCAGUCACUUCGUGCGCUGCAGUGCGGACGCCGCAUGUUCCUCGCCGCCCUCAUACUUGCAUCCAAAUACCUCCAGGAUAGGAACUAUUCAGCACGAGCGUGGAGCAAGAUCUCUGGACUCAAAGUCUGCGAGAUCAAUACGAACGAAAUGGCCUUUCUCCAUGCCGUCAACUGGAAGCUGCACAUUGUGGAUCCCAUAUUUGAGAGAUGGCAGCACAUCGUUCUCAACUACACGCCAGCGCAUCCGCCUCCGUCACCUGGCUCAGACCCUAUGAGUGUACCUCGCAGUGAGUGGAAGGCUAUCGUACCGCUCCUGACACCACAGCUCGAUACGAUUGAUACUACUCCUCGGCCUACUUCUCGCGUCCCCUACACGCGGCCACUGACACCGGCACGCUCUGCGACAUCUCCUCUGACCAGCUGUUACUCGAACGACGCCACGCCGACACCCACUACUCAGCUUCAGCCUCCGCGCUUUUUGGAGCCAAGGCCUGAUCUGCUUCCGCCCACGCCGCCUCUGCCGCGUAUGGGCCCGCUACCGACGCCGCAGUUGACCCCUCAGUCAGCAACCUCGAGCACCCCUGCAGCGGGUCUCGAAGCCUUCGCGCUACGUCGCCCAUCCAUGUGUUCGGCCAUGGCACAAGCCCAAAGCUUGUCGAUGGCUCGUUGCACCAUGGAGUUCAAGCCCAGUGGAUUGGAAGCUUACCAGCUGUCGAGCCGCCGCCCUUCGCUCGCGCCAUCAUCGUCAUCCCUGUCUUCGUCCCCUGAGUCUAUGAUCUCGGACAACUCCCGCUUCUCGUCACGUGCAUCCUCAAUCUCGUCCGUCUCGUCCGCGGCUUGGGCGCCGACCGGCAGGCCUCAACUGGCUCGCCUGGCGACUUGCCGUAAUGCGGGACUGCCGUACGUGGCGCCGUGCAAGGAGAAAGAGAACAUGGGCUACCUGCCAGCGGAGCCUUUGUCGGCAAUCGAUUUCACUGGCCUGCAGCUGAUGGAGUCGGAAGCGACAUCGCUUCCCCACAGGCCCAAGGCUGCUACCGAAGCGCCAGCCCAAAUCAGCCCGACAAGAGGACGAAAGCGAGGCCGAUCAUCGGUUGACUUGGCAGCAAAGCAGGCUCAUCUGUACCGCCAAGUGCAGCUGGAACGAGAAACCCGCGAGCUUUUACAGUCAUCGCCGACGCCGAUGCAGGACACUGUCCUUCCAGAUCGCUCAGUCGCGCAGUCAUUCCUGGUACAGACGCCAGAGCCCUAUGCAGCGGAAUCCAAGGCACUGCAGUCACCUCUGUGCGCUACAGCCCCAGAGCGACGCAUGCCUCUGCAGAAGGAGCUGGGCAGGAAGAGGGCUUGCUGCGCCACUGAAGCUGCGCAUGUUGUUCUCAAGGAGGGUCCGGGCAUGUGGGAGGGCAUUCUGUGGUAG
Molecule: messenger RNA, 1626 nt
Organism: Coniosporium apollinis CBS 100218
Lineage: Eukaryota; Fungi; Ascomycota; Dothideomycetes
Exons: 1
Coding region: 1-1626 (541 amino acids)
Biological process (GO): regulation of cyclin-dependent protein serine/threonine kinase activity
Cellular component (GO): cyclin-dependent protein kinase holoenzyme complex; nucleus
Molecular function (GO): protein kinase binding; cyclin-dependent protein serine/threonine kinase regulator activity
Source: RefSeq, a predicted model, not a curated record